Messenger RNA from Archocentrus centrarchus (flier cichlid), 2422 nucleotides. Its product is annotated as protocadherin alpha-3-like. Gene Ontology annotation, cellular component: plasma membrane. The coding region runs from base 11 to 2422 and encodes 803 amino acids. The record is from RefSeq and is a predicted model, not a curated record. Gene Ontology annotation, molecular function: calcium ion binding. The transcript has a single exon. NCBI's taxonomy places the organism in Eukaryota, Metazoa, Chordata, Actinopteri, Cichliformes, Cichlidae. Gene Ontology annotation, biological process: homophilic cell-cell adhesion.
UCGAUAAACGAUGGGAUCACUGCAUUUGCCUCCAAGUAAGCUUUCAUAUAUUUACCUCGGGAUGGGGAAAAGAGGACAAAGGCACCGUGUCAAUUGCUCGUGGGUCGCUGGGAUUUUGUUGCUGUGCUUUGCGGAGAGAAUUUUGGCCCAGCUAAGAUACUCUGUUCCAGAAGAAGUUCAGGUGGGAUCUUCUGUUGGAAAUGUGGCCAAGGAUUUAGGACUUGACAUCAGCAGUUUAGCUGGCAGGAAAUUUCGUAUCGUUUCGGGUCCAAAUCAUGCUCUGUUUCAGUUAAAUCAGAACAAUGGAGUGUUGUAUGUUGGAAAAAAGAUGGACCGGGAAGAGCUCUGUGAUGGAAACAAGGUUUGUUUGAUAAACCUGAAAAUUGUUGUUGAAAGCCCACUGGAAAUACAUUAUGUUGGAGUUGAAAUAACCGAUAUUAAUGACAAUUCACCCACCUUUCCAGAAAGCGAGCAGCGACUGGAAAUAGCAGAGAACGCUCCUCCAAGUACUCGUUUUCAAAUUCAUGCCGCUCGAGACCCUGAUUUUGGUACACAGUCAGUUCGAAAAUAUACACUGAGUCACACUGAUUUUUUUUAUAUUGACGUCAGAGACAGCGAAGAGGACAAUAUACCUUUUUUAGUACUGAAAAAAGCUUUGGAUAGAGAGCAAAAGGCAGAGCAUCGUUUACUGUUAACAGCUGCAGAUGGGGGGAGUCCGGCGAAAUCAGGAAGCCUUAAUUUAACCAUCACCGUGCUAGAUGUAAAUGAUAACCGACCUGUGUUCAGCAAAGACGUAUAUACUGUCUCAUUGGAUGAAAAUGCACCAAUAGGGACACUUGUAAUAAAAUUAAACGCUACAGAUUUGGAUGAAGGUCUGAAUAGUGAGAUUGAAUACAACUUUGGAAAAACACAAAAGAAAAACGUACACGACACCUUUGAAUUAGAUAGUAUCACCGGUGAGAUUCGAGUAAAAGGAAAAGUAGACUUUGAGGAAACGGAGCUGUACAGACUAGAUUUACAGGCUUCAGAUAAAGGUCAGCCACCUUGGACUGUCGAAAGUAGAGUUAUCAUUAAAAUAAAAGACGUGAACGACAAUAAACCAGAUAUCGAAGUAACGUCACUGUCCAACUUAAUCCCAGAGGAUUCAAAGCCCGGCACUGUUAUCGCUCUCAUCAGCGUGGUGGACAGAGACUCAGACGUUAAUGGGAAAGUUAUUUGUAAAAUAUCGGAUAAUGUUCCAUUUGAUCUGACGCCAUCACUUGAGGAAAACAUGUACUCUCUCCUUACAAAGGGUCGUUUAGACAGAGAAACCGUGCCCCGUUAUGAUAUCACAAUAACAGCAACUGACUGCGGUGAACCUCAACUUUACACAGUAAAAACAGUGAGUGUUCAGGUGUUGGAUGUAAAUGACAACAUGCCAGUUUUCAGUCAGAAUCCAUUGGAGCUAUAUUUGACAGAAAACACCCCCCCGGGUACAUCAAUAUUUUCUGUAAGCGCUGCUGAUAAUGAUCUUAAUGAAAAUGCAGCAGUAACGUAUCACAUUGUGAGAGGUGAUGGGCUGCAGGAAGAUAUGACAUCUUUUCUAAAUGUAAAUUCGGAAAACGGACGAAUAUCCGCUCUAAAAAGGUUUGACUUUGAAACACUGAAAACUUUCCAGUUCCAAGUUGUUGCCUCAGAUUCUGGAACUCCGUCACUCAGCAGCAACGUCACAGUCAAACUGUUCAUUCUGGAUCAGAACGACAACGCUCCAGUCAUCCUGUAUCCACUCAGCUCCAACGGCUCUGCUGAAGGUGUGGAGGAGAUUCCCCGCAACGUCAACGCAGGACACUUGGUGACUAAAGUCAGAGCCUAUGACGCUGAUAUCGGAUAUAACGGCUGGUUGCUCUUUUCACUGCAGCAAGUUACUGACCACAGUCUCUUUGGUUUGGACCGCUAUACAGGACAGAUCAGAACACUUCGCUCAUUCACUGAGACAGACGAGGCUGAGCAUAAACUGGUCAUACUGGUCAAAGACAACGGCAACGUUUCUCUCUCAGCAACAGCUACUGUGAUUGUCAAACUUGUGGAGCCCAAAGAGGCUUUUGCAGCUUCUGAUGUUAAAAAUGCAGCAAAAGAUGAUGAGGACAAUAAUGUGACUUUUUACCUCAUGAUAACUUUGGGCUCAGUUUCUGUGCUUUUUCUCGUCAGCAUCAUCGUGCUGAUUGCAAUGCAGUGCUCCAAAUCCACAGACUAUACUUCUAAAUAUCUGCCAGAGACUAAUUAUGAUGGGACACUGUGUCACAGCAUCCAGUACAGAUCAGGAGAAAAACGGUACAUGUUAGUUGGACCCAGAAUGAGUAUAGGAUCAACCAUAGUGUCGGGUAGCCAUGCAAAUACACUAGCGUUGCCUGACAGGAGACGUCCUUCUGAAGAGGUAAGUUGA